Suricata suricatta (meerkat) is the source of this 1914-nucleotide messenger RNA. RefSeq names its product phospholipase A2 group IID (gene PLA2G2D). The transcript is spliced from 4 exons. Gene Ontology annotation, molecular function: calcium ion binding; phospholipid binding. Lineage: Eukaryota; Metazoa; Chordata; Mammalia; Carnivora; Herpestidae. Bases 29 to 466 code for a protein of 145 amino acids. Gene Ontology annotation, biological process: negative regulation of T cell proliferation; arachidonate secretion; phospholipid metabolic process. The record is from RefSeq and is a predicted model, not a curated record.
GCUUCUUCCACUGCUCUGAGCUGGGACCAUGGAACUUCCCCUCCUGUGCACCCUGCUGGCGUUUGCUGGUGUGAUUCCAACCCAGGCCGGACUCUUGAACCUGAACAAGAUGAUCCAACAAGUGACCAGAAAAAUCCCCGUCUUCUCCUAUUGGCCCUAUGGCUGUUACUGUGGACUUGGUGGCAGAGGUCAACCCAAAGACGCCUCGGACUGGUGCUGUCAGAACCACGACUGCUGCUACGCCCACCUGAGGCAUCACAAAUGCCACAUCCACACAGACAAUUACGACUACACCUUUUCCCAGGGGAACAUCCAGUGCUCUGACAAGGGCAGCUGGUGUGAGCAGCAGCUGUGCGCCUGUGACAAGGAGGUUGCCUUCUGCCUGAAGCGGAACCUGGAGACCUACAAGAAACACCUGCGGUACUACUGGCGGCCCCACUGCACAGGCCUGACCCCCACGUGCUAGAGGAGCCCGCCCCGCCGCCCCACGCCCCCAGCCCUGUUCCUCAGCAUCUGGAGCUCUGCGAGUCCCAUGGCGUGCCUGACAUCUCUCCCCUAGGAUCUAAGCCCCUGCACCAGCCUGGGCGGGUCGCAACCUAGCCCCACCACCCACCUUGCUCCAGGACCUUCCAAGUCUUCCGGACCAAGGCAGCAGCUGUCUCUCCUGAGGAUGAAUUGAGAUCAGAGGAAAAGCCAAGGCCAGGAGGCCCCCAGGGGUGGUGUUUGGACCAAAGCAGCAGGUGUCAGGGGGUGGGGGCUUGGGGGCCAUGGUGCGGCAGGUCCCCCCUGCAUUGCCCCUCACUGUCCGGGGCCUCCUGUCCGGGUCUCACUCCCUCUCACACACUGUCUUCGCUGCAGCUGGGGUGGCCUAAAGGGCAGUGUUGAUCUUUCUGAUGACAUGGCUCUACUUCUUAAAACCCCAAAGCCCCUCACUCCCGCAGGAUAGGGCCCGUCGAGGACGUUGGGACCUGUACUCUCUGGUGCUGCGUCACUCUCCCCAGGGAGGUCCUGGCGGGCAGGACCCAUGACUGUCUUGGAUUCGGUUGCAUCCCUGUGCCCAAAGCAGUGCCCAUGGCCAAGAAGGGGCUCCACAAAUCCGCCUCGAGCAAAGGGCAAGCUGAAGCCACCUGGUCCUCUUGCUCCAGGCCUGGGUUUCCAUGUGCCCGUCCUGUCCUGCUUCCAGGCACUUGCGCAGGCUGGGACCUCUACAGGGUGCCCCACUGGCUGUCCCCAGGUGGCUGGUCCCCAUCUAGGCUCUCAGGGUCCAAGGGCUACUAGGGACAGAGGUGUCCCCUGGCUGACUCCUUCCCCCCCACCCCCAGGCUCCAAGGGCUCACUCCCUCCUCCAAACCCUCACAGCACUUUACCAGGCUGCAAUUUACCAAUCUUUAUCUUGAGUGAUAUAUAAUAUCUGGGUUUUCCUGAACCCCUGCAAUCAGACUGGAGCUCCUGGAGGACGGAGGCUACGUCUCUCAUCUUUGUUUCCUCUGCUCCCCGAUGUAAUAGGUGCUCAGUUAAUGCUUAUGGACCAACGAGCCCGUCAUGGAUGGAUGGAGGUGGUGCCAGAUGUUAUUGGUGCCUCAUCCACAUCCCCUCCUGGCCCAGGCCCCCAACCCCCAGCUAAGCCAGAUGUUUGACUGCUAUGGGCUCACAUCUGUCUCCUUCUACCUGUCUUCUGGGAGCUACCACCCCUCCCGCCCAUCCCACUUCUAACCGGAGACUAGGGAGCUGGUUGCCGACCCCGCCUCUGUGCAGGUCCACCCGGGGGCACGCCGCACACCCCAGAGCGCCUUAUGGGAUCAGGCUGAGGCCAGACGUCUGGAACACCUCUUUGCCCUGGCCUGGCCUGUUUCCCUUGUUGUCUUACAGGUUUCUCCUGAGAACACGCCCUCAGUAAGUCACCUGCUUGCACAA